Messenger RNA from Lactuca saligna, 1179 nucleotides. The record is from the annotation of a GenBank genome assembly. Lineage: Eukaryota; Viridiplantae; Streptophyta; Magnoliopsida; Asterales; Asteraceae.
AUGGGAAUGGCUAGAGUGGUCAAAGAUUGUACUUCAGGUUGGUCAAAGGGGAUUGGUUUUAUACGAUAUUCUACCCUUGAAGGGGCUGCUGCUGGCAUAGAAGGCAUGGAUGGAAAGGAGAUUUGGAAGCUAGCAACUGUUGCUGGUGAUGGCGCCUCAAUGUCGGUUGUUCCUUAUGUUCAGGUUGCUCAUGCUUCUCGUCGUGGUCGACGGCCAGGGCGGAUGAGGCUUCCGCCUGUUCUUCCUGAGUAUGUUGACCUGGGGGAUAGUCGUUGUGUCUGCGAGUAUUGUGGUGCCUUUUUUUGGUUUUCUGAAAGGAGCAUGAAAUUAUCUACACGUCAUCAUCUGAGCUUCCUGAGGUACAUUAGGGCUUAUAAUAGUAUGUUCUCUAUGACUUCUUUUGGAGCUAUUGUAGAUGAUGAAGUAAACGAUGGUCGUGGUCCUUAUGUUUUUAAGACAAAUCUUCUGGAUGAGGGCAUUGUUAGGUUUCUGGUGUCCUUUCUCAGUGAGAAUAAUGAAUAUGUACGAACGUUUAAGACUGCAAAACAGUUUGCGGAUGAGAUGAAUAUCCCAUCAUAUUCAGUUCGUCUAUUUAAUGACAUUGCUGAUCGUAGGUAUGAUUUACCUACACCUGGAUCUUUAGGUUGUAUUGUUACAAGUGAUGCGGCUGUUGGUGAUCGUUACGACAUUGUCAUUCAUUCCAAUACAGGUCGUCCUCAGCGUAUUAGUAAGCUACACCCUACUUAUAUGCCUCUGCAUUACCCGCUUUUGUUUCCAUACGGUGAGCUCGGAUGGUGUCCGACCAUGAAGUUAGGAAACAGAACUAAUGUUGGGGCUAAAAACCUCACGGUAAAUAUGUAUUAUGCAUACCACCUUCACGGGCGUCAGCACAUAUGGUCUGCUAUUCUUAAUUCUUCCCGAUUGUUUCAGCAGUGUUUAGUCGAUGCGUUUACAUGUAUCGAGGAUAGUCGUCUCCAGUUUUAUGCAACACAUCAGGACAUCCUUCGCUCCGAAUAUGUUGGAGGCCUUUAUGAUGCAUUGUCAAAAGGUGAUAGGGAGUCCCGAUCAGUUGGGAAACGGGUAUUCCUACCAGCAUCUUUUACUGGUGGUCCACGUUAUAUGUAUAGCCACUAUCAAGAUGCUUUAGCGAUCUGUAGGGUAUACAGAAAUCCACAGUAG